GCAGUUUUAUUGGCAUUAGCAUAUCAGAUUUAUGAGCUUAUCGGAUAGAAUUUCAGGGUUCGUUCUAAAACGUCAGCUUGCAGAGGCUGAGUCGCAUUUACAACCAAUUAACUCAUCACUUUCCACGUAACCUACCUCUAACCUAAGGUACCUUACCUACCUACCUAACUUCUAGGUAACCCUUUCUAAUACUAACGAGCAACGACGGCGACGGCAACGGCAACGGCAACAGCGACAGCGAUAGAAAAUUCGAUUGAUUUCCCAACGUGGCGGCGCAUUUACAAAGUUCACUCCGUAAUGAUCUGAAAUAACGAAACCCGCACGACGGUCGCAGCGGUGCCCCGCCGACUUUCACCAUGGACGCGCCGCCAGUCAAGCUCUCGGAGCUCCUCCGACUCCCAGAUGAUCUCGAUAGGAUCCCCACGCUGAAGCUGGAAUUCACGCGUAAGAAAGCUGCCGUAGACUCGCAGCUGAGGGGAGGCCUACGGGAUCAACUUGAGAUGACCCAAACUGGCAUGAACGGUAUUACCGACGGCCAGAAGACAUUACAAGCCAUUAGGGACGAGAUGAUGAAGAUCGAUAAGCUUUGCUCCGAAUCCCAGGACAUGAUUAAGGACUUCACAAGCAUAAAUUUGGUAUCGCAGGCGCACAGGAACUUCGGUGCUGUGGAAACCAUGGUCGAGAAUCUUCAGACAUUUAACGAUCGCCUUAAUAGGGUUGAGAGUAUGUUGGAUGAGGACGAGGUCGACAAGGAGAACAUGCCGAACCUUCUUUCCGUCCAUUACGAGUUAACCCAGCUACGAAAUAUCCGAGACGAUGCCAUGGAGCAGAUACAGCGAGCCAACGACCCCAGCCUAGAACGCACACUAGAAAGUUACUUCUCGAGAUUAGACGAUGCGAUUUACAGGUUCGAUGACCUCAUCGGUCUCAUCGCCUUGAAUAUGAUCAAUCUCUUGAUCGCCGACAACAAUAGUCUCGUGGUUCGUCUGGCAGUUAUCGUCGAGGCCGAGGAGAAGAGCGAUCAGAGAGUCGAGGCUCUUCAAGAAGCAUUAAAAGAUCACAAGGAAAUGGCCACGCGGUUCCAAAGUAUCACCGACGGUGCCAAGAAGGUCCGAGGAUACAAGGAGAAAUUCUUAAAGGCAAUCUCUGUCACCUGCGAAGGGCAAUUUGCCGAAGCUAGAGGGGAGUUCUUAGACGACCCCGCGAAGCUAGAGAAAGUGAUGAAGUGGUUCUUCAACGACCUCAACGCCGUCAAGCAAGGGAUGGUACCACUGAUGCCCAAGAAGUGGAAGAUCCUCAAGACCUACGGCGACAUAUAUCACCAGCUAAUGCACGACUUCCUCGUCGGCAUGAUAGACGACCCCGAAUCCAGCUCGGCGAACACGCUCGAGAUUAUCAACUGGCCCGAGAAGUACUAUAAGAAGAUGCGGAAGCUAGGCUUCGCGGAGAGCGACCUCAAACCCCACGUGAUCGACAACCGAGAACAAGAGCUAGUUAAGGACUUCCGCCAGCUUAUCAUCAAAUUCCUCGACGAAUGGAUCGAGCGCAUCUUCGCGCAGGAGAGGCGCGACUUUGCGGACCGAAAUGGGGACGGCUCGAACUUGGAUACGGAUGAGUAUGGCUAUUUCCGUACCAAGAAUCUGGUCGACAUGUGGCGCAUGUUGCGAGAGCAGGUCGACGCCGCCGCCACCUCGCAGAGAACAGAUGUCGUCGAGGGCGUUAUUGACGCCAUGUUCGUCCGGCUGCGGGGUCGCCAGCAGUCUUUCCAGAAGAUGCUCGAGGACGAAGCGGCGUUAUACGAGACAGAUAAGGUACCCGAGCUGGAGGGUUUCCAGGCAUUACAGGAUUGGCUCAUUGCUACUGCCAAUGACCAGAUGGCCUGCAUCGACGACAACGAGGAAGAGGGUCGCUUUGCUUACCUUACGAGCUUCAAGCAGAAGUUCGAACCUCUAGUUACGCCCCAGUACAUGGAGCGCGCCGAGAACGAGAUAAUCUCGCUUAGUGAAAGUUAUAUCGACUUAAGCACCUGGUGCCUUAAUAAGUUUGCUCAGCUCGUCAUAUCAGUCGACUUCAAGAGUGUGAUGCCGACGUUCUUCACGCCACGAUGGUACGAGACGACGGCGAUGAAACAGAUGGUCAUCACGAUAGAGGAAUACGUCGGCGACUAUCAACAAGUACUCCACCACUCGCUGGUGGACGUGUUCAUCCAGAUCCUGGCGGACGAGCUGCUGGUGCAGUACCUGAUGAGCGUGCGGAACAAGGGGGCCAAGUUCCGGCGGUCGGAGCCGUUCCAGGACAAGAUCUUCAACGACGUGUCGACGGCGUUCGAGUACUUCCGGAACAUCCCGAACCCGGACCUGAGCAACGACAUCACGCAGAGCUGGCGCGUGACGGAGAACUUUUUAGGCUUGUUGACCGCCCCCAAGGAGUCCGUCCCCGACGUCUUCCAGGACUUCAAGACCAAGUACUGGGACCUCCAGAUCACCUGGGUCGAGGCCGUGCUCAGGUCCCGCGACGACUUCGAGAGGAGCAUGCUCAACGCCGUCAAGGCGCGCGCCGCGCAAAUGGAUGUCGUUAGGGGCGCCGAGACGAUCAUGGGUAAGGUUAAGUAACUCGAGUAAGUAAGUUGAGUACCUUGUGGAGAAAGAGGUUACCUAUAUGGAUGGUGGAGGGAUGGAUGAGAGACGGUGAUACCUGGGUUUUAAAAGGAAGGACGCGUAUGCGUACCUAACCUAUGUAUGUGCGAGUCUUGUAAUGAUAAAUAAAAUACGAUGUUAUUUUAUAAUCUAAGUGGACUGUGAGUUGAAUUAAUCAUUUAAUGAACUAAAGGCUACGUUUAAGCAUUUCUCACUUUG
Molecule: messenger RNA, 2855 nt
Organism: Daldinia caldariorum
Lineage: Eukaryota; Fungi; Ascomycota; Sordariomycetes; Xylariales; Hypoxylaceae
Product: exocyst complex component Sec6
Exons: 1
Coding region: 357-2612 (751 amino acids)
Biological process (GO): exocyst localization; exocytosis
Cellular component (GO): exocyst
Molecular function (GO): SNARE binding
Source: RefSeq, a predicted model, not a curated record